AUGACUUCAUCCACAAAGAAGUGCUCAGGCGUUUCAAGUGACGAAAUUGUUGAUGUGUUCGGACAAAUGAAAGCGAACAUACCACCUGGUGUCGAGAUUGUAUACGAUGAUGAAUACAGUACUCAUGCGCAUGGAUUCUCAAAGUCCGCUGCAUUCUUACAGAUGCCAUUGGAAAAGCUCUUUCAAUUCUGUGACAUACCCCCUCUGUCUAAAUUCACCAUAUCAUUUGUGUAUAGACUGAACCCGGAAACAGUGGAGUCUGUAAACAGACAGUGUUUAUUUCAUCUUUUUCGGGACGACAAAACUCAAAUAUCAGUGCUCUACUACAAAAACAAGGUCAUUUUGAAAUAUGGUGGCAAACCACCGUUAAAAGAGAUCCGGCUUGCUCACAUAAACCAGGGUGACUCUAACCGGUGGCACAGCCUUCAUUUGCAUUUUAACCCGGAAGUCAUAUUCGUGAGCAUUGACUGUGAAAGAUCAUGGAUGCGGACUUGGCGUGGUUUUCUGUAUUUGCCUUUAGAGGUGAAGAAAUGGGACCUAAAUAUAGCAAACUGUGACGUCAAGGAGACCAAGUUUCAUGGACUUAUGAAAGACUUAAAGGUCCAGAUUGGGGAGUCAACUUCCUACGAAGAUUGUACACUUCCACGGUCACCAAGGAAACGGCACAGCCUGAUAGAAAUGCGUCUGCGCUCUGGCGAAUAUAACUGGAUAAAUUCAAAACCAAAACCAAAACUUGACUACCCAAAACCAGAGUACCCCAAAACUGUAUUCCCAAAAGCUGUAUACCCAAAAAACGAUGCAACAUAUAUUGCGGACAAGACAUUCAGCAUAGGUGACAAGGUAUGUUACUUCCAAAGCAGAGGGGACGUCUGGUUUGACGCGCAAACCAAGACAUUGAGGAUGUGCUACAGCGGACUGUGGGAGCCACGGCCUCCUGUCCAAGUAGUACCAAUGCCUUUCGCAACAAAUCUCCAAAAACCUCAAAGUCCCAAAGAAAAACUCGAUUACCCGGUAUGGCACCAGAACCUGCCAUCAGCGUCCCCUUUCGCCGAUCUGGAAGUCUUCACCAUAGAGAACGAGGGGUUAUUCAUGGUUGCUGCAGCCUAUAAAGACAACUUUCAAGGGAAGUUAGACUCGCCAAUUUACAAAUGGAUCAAAGGAAAAUUCGAACACUACCAAAACAUCUCAACCAAUUCAGCUAUGUGCUGGGAACACUUUAGCAUUGGAAAACAGUUUUUCCUUGCCGUUGCUAAUUUCGGCUACGCUCAUCGCGACAGUGCGAACGUGUCAGUCAUCUACAGAUGGGAUAAACACAAGAAACUCUUCCUGCAUCACCAGGAGAUUGCCACGUGGGCAGCACGUGAUAUUGAACACUUCACCAUUAGAAGGGAGCACUAUCUUGCCAUUGCGAAUCAUGGACGAAAAGAUAGCUUUUAUUUUCCCAAAAAUCCUACGUAUUAUCACUCGUACAAUGGAUCACUUGACUUUCUAUGUGUACGCAAUGGAAAACAAUCUUCUCGUACAAAUAUUCUGAAAAUCUAUUCAAAUCUCUUCAUUUUAGGACACGUCAAUAGCAUUCAUUCAGUGAUAUACAAAUGGAACAAAAAGAAGAGAAUGUUCAGUCAAUUUCAACCAAUUCGCACAUCCUCCGCGACGGACUGGACAUAUUUCAAGAUAAACCGUCAACACUUCCUGUUGGGUUCCAACUCUUUUGGUGGCUCAUCGACGCGGAUAAACUCGAUACUCUACGUAUGGAAAGGCAACACCUUUAUGUCAUACCAAAGGCUUCCGACGCGAGGCGCGAGUGACUGGGAAUAUUUCAAGUUUCAAAACGGGCACUACAUCGUCGUAGCAAAUGCUUUAGACACCGGGCCGCACCAGAAACUCAAGGUAGAUGCUUACAGAACAGAAUCAACGAUUUUCAGAUUCAAUCACGGAACGAAAGCCUUUGAAUCCUUCCAGAAUAUAACUACUAACAGCGCCACCGACUGGGAGUUUUUCACUCUGGGAGACGACUCCUUCCUCGUGCACACCAAUAUGCAGUUCAGCAAGGACGUGGUUGAUCACCGCAGCGUUAUCUAUCGGUGGCAGGGAAUUGAUGGAUUCGCACCAGUGCAUCGAAUGCUCACAGGAGCAACUUUUGACUGGGAGUCAUUCUCCGACAACGGGAUCAGUUAUUUGGUGUACGCUGAUGGAAAGGAGACUAUGUCCCGGGUGCUGAGAUUAAAAACCGUUUCAUAGACUAACAAUGGUUGAUUUGCGAUACUGAACUGCUGUGGAA
Lineus longissimus is the source of this 2281-nucleotide messenger RNA. RefSeq names its product thrombospondin-type laminin G domain and EAR repeat-containing protein-like. The transcript is spliced from 8 exons. Bases 1 to 2241 code for a protein of 746 amino acids. NCBI's taxonomy places the organism in Eukaryota, Metazoa, Nemertea, Pilidiophora, Heteronemertea, Lineidae. Gene Ontology annotation, biological process: signal transduction. The record is from RefSeq and is a predicted model, not a curated record.